UGCUGUCGCACAAACGUUUGUGAAGGUGGAGGCCACUUCAGGGGACCAUUAGGUCUCAGGGUCGUCUGAGAAGACCAAAGAAAAUAUCCUUUCAUUUUUUUGUAUUAUUUUAUUAUAUAAUUUGUGUUUUGGUCGACUUUGUUUUUAUAUCAGUUGGCACACGCGAUGGAUACAUUGGGCAUAUGAAGAGGAACGCUUAAAGCCAUAUGGGAAAACGUUAGUUUCAAAAGAAUAAAUCGAGUUAAAUGGCACAAUGCCAUUGCCGGUGGCGACGGGUGAUCCUGUGCCUAUGCCUGUGCUGUGCUCCCUGUGUCCUGGUAGGGUCUCUCUGUGUGUAUAUCACCCUGGCUGUGUGUUAUGGUAUGACCACCAGUACAGGCCUGAGCAGCUCUGCCCCCAUCCUACAAAUUCUACCAGAGAGCUUCAUUGCACCAGGGCUUACCAGAAAUGACUACCUGGCCCCACACCCCACCAACUCCUUCUGGGACCCCAAGCCCCACGGAGGGGCCCUCUGGAACCGGCUCCAGCUACCCAUUGACCGCCAAUACAAUCCCAUCCUGAAGCCCAAAUCCAGCAAAGAGCACAAUGACCAUCUUGAUACCAAUAAUAAUAAUGCAAACUAUUUGCGGCUUUCCCUUCCCACCUUGAGUGCAGGGUUCUCUGAGAUCGGGAACUUGACAUCUCAAAUGGAUGAUUUUCAGGAGCUGCCCCUGCAGAUGCAGAUGUUUGUGUACUCCAUGCACUUCAGGGACUACCCUGUCCUCAUUGAGCCUGCUAAACUGUGUGGACGUGGGCUAAAGAAGGGGCAGGGCCCUCUCCUACUGCUGGCCAUCAAGACCCAGGGCCUGAACUUUGAGAACCGCCAGGCCAUCCGGCAGACAUGGGGCUGGGCGGGGUGGGUGGCAGGGGCGACGGGGAAAGGCGGGGUGGUGCGGAGGGUCUUCCUCCUGGGGAAGAACCAUGUAGAACCCCAUGUGGACAUCAGUGAGUUGCUGCAGCUGGAGAGCAGCCACUACGGGGACAUCCUCCAGUGGGACUUCCACGACUCCUUCUAUAACCUCACCCUGAAGGACGUACUGCUGUGGGACUGGCUCUCCACCCACUGCCCCAUGGCACGCUUCGUCUUUAAAGGGGACGACGACGUCCUGUUGCGGACCCCUGCUCUCUUAGACUACCUCCGGGAGCAGACGAUCCAGUCAGGGGGGCCCGGGUCAGAGGGUAUGAAGGGAUUCAUGGUAGGGGAUGUGAUACGAGCGGCUGUCCCCAACAGAGUCAACUCUACUAAGUACUUUAUUCCUGAUAGUUUCUAUAAGGGGCUGUACCCUCCGUACGGGGGUGGGGGAGGGGUGGUGUACUCAGGGGAGCUGGCCCUGCGGCUCAACCGUAUCUCCCGGAGAGUUCACCUGUACCCCAUUGAUGAUGUCUACGUGGGCAUGUGCCUCCACAGGCUUGGGGUCCACCCCAUCCACCACCCCGCCUUCCUCACCUUCGACUUCCCCAAGAAAGAGGGGGUAGAGCAGUGUGCGUACCACACUAUCUUACUGGUACACAAACGUAGCCCUGCUCAGGUGAUGAAGCUGUGGUCGGAGAUAAUUACGAACCAGACAGAGUGCAGCAACACCAUCCUAAGAAUGGAGAAGGAGAAAAAGAAUACACUUCUGAUAGAUCCAUUUAGUGUGAAAGACAACGAGGGACAGGAACUUCUGACGGAUCCAUGGGAUAGUUCUGGAAAUUCAGCUCUAUAGUGAGGUAAUCACUGACUGGUUUAAAACUGACAACGGAUGGUGAUGGUGAUGGAAUGCUACCACUCGAGAAUAGGGAAGAGCCUGCAGGACCUUCUGAAAGACCCUUGGGGUAUGCCAGAAACUUCCACUCCACACUGAGGUAAUCACUGACUGGUUUAAAACUGACAACGGAUGGUGAUGGUGAAGGAAUGCUACCACUUGAGAAUAGGGAAGAGCCUGCAGGACCUUCUGAAAGACCCUUGGGGUAUGCCAGAAACUUCCACUCCACACUGAGGUAACCACUGACUGGUUUAAAACUGACAACGGAUGGUGAUGGUGAAGGAAUGCUACCACUCGAGAAUAGGGAAGAGCCUGCAGGACCUUCUGAAAGACCCUUGGGGUAUGCCAGAAACUUCCACUCCACACUGAGGUAAUCACUGACUGGUUUAAAACUGACAACGGAUGGUGAUGGUGAAGGAAUGCUACCACUUGAGAAUAGGGAAGAGCCUGCAGGACCUUCUGAAAGACCCUUGGGGUAUGCCAGAAACUUCCACUCCACACUGAGGUAAUCACUGACUGGUUUAAAACUGACAACGGAUGGUGAUGGAGAAGGAAUGCUACCACUUGAGAAUAGGGAAGAGCCUGCAGGACCUUCUGAAAGACCCUUGGGGUAUGCCAGAAACUUCCACUCCACACUGAGGUAAUCACUGACUGGUUUAAAACUGACAACGGAUGGUGAUGGUGAAGGAAUGCUACCACUUGAGAAUAGGGAAGAGCCUGCAGGACCUUCUGAAAGACCCUUGGGGUAUGCCAGAAACUUCCACUCCACACUGAGGUAACCACUGACUGGUUUAAAACUGACAACGGAUGGUGAUGGUGAAGGAAUGCUACCACUCGAGAAUAGGGAAGAGCCUGCAGGACCUUCUGAAAGACCCUUGGGGUAUGCCAGAAACUUCCACUCCACACUGAGGUAAUCACUGACUGGUUUAAAACUGACAACGGAUGGUGAUGGUGAAGGAAUGCUACGACUUGAGAAUAGGGAAGAGCCUGCAGGACCUUCUGAAAGACCCUUGGGGUAUGCCAGAAACUUCCACUCCACACUGAGGUAAUCACUGACUGGUUUAAAACUGACAACGGAUGGUGAUGGUGAAGGAAUGCUACCACUUGAGAAUAGGGAAGAGCCUGCAGGACCUUCUGAAAGACCCUUGGGGUAUGCCAGAAACUUCCACUCCACACUGAGGUAAUCACUGACUAGUUGUUAUAAAACUGAAGGUGAUUGACUAUCGAGAAGAUAUGCUGCCAUUUUAGAAUGGGGAAGAUGCAGGGCCUUGUGGGAGAACAGGGUACACCUGGAAACUUCCUCUCAUAGUGAGGCAUUCAGACUGGCUUUCCUAUUAUAGAAAACAGACAUAUGGUGAUUGACUAUCGAGAAGGUGUGCUGCCACUUGACAAUGGCGAACAGUACCAAUUAUUACUGUAAACCCAACAAAUGUUUUUUUUUAAUUAAUAAACGAGGCUUUAAAACCGACUCAAAUGAUAGAUGGAGAAAGGUAUGCUACCAGCUGAGAAUGGCCCUGUAAUAAGGCCCCACAAUGUGAGAAAGGUGGACCUACGUUUGAGAGAAAUACUGAAUGUUGACGAAACAUUUGUUUGGAAGUAUUUAUUGAAGUAUAAACCAGAAUGACUUAAUUGGUACAGUCAUCUGUGAUGACUGUCACUGUGAAGGCCAUACAUGUGCAUUGCAUACAUAGCUCAACUGCCUCCUAUUGAACAGGUUUCGGUUCCUUGCUGUGGGCAUGAAUUCUCAUGCUCAGUUUCUGGGCUCGGAGGCUAGUUAUGAGAAAAAUAUAUAUUAAGGGCUUAAGUCAGAUUUAUGAGGUGCAACAAACAUUUUUAGAUAAAUCAAUUUUACUGAUUUAACCACUGCCAGUGCAUAAUUGCCAAUUUAUCUGAGGUUUGGGUAUUAGAAACAGGUUAAUGAGUAAAUAAAUGUGCAAAUAACCCUCUGACACUUUAAUGUUGUGCACUUUAAUGUUUUUCUGAACAUUAAACAAAACUUUAAUCUUU
Messenger RNA from Oncorhynchus nerka (sockeye salmon), 3791 nucleotides. RefSeq names its product N-acetyllactosaminide beta-1,3-N-acetylglucosaminyltransferase 2-like. Bases 246 to 1745 code for a protein of 499 amino acids. The transcript is spliced from 2 exons. Gene Ontology annotation, molecular function: UDP-glycosyltransferase activity; hexosyltransferase activity. Gene Ontology annotation, cellular component: Golgi membrane. The record is from RefSeq and is a predicted model, not a curated record. NCBI's taxonomy places the organism in Eukaryota, Metazoa, Chordata, Actinopteri, Salmoniformes, Salmonidae.